Messenger RNA from Malaclemys terrapin pileata, 998 nucleotides. It is a transcript of the gene METTL21C, whose product is annotated as methyltransferase 21C, AARS1 lysine. Gene Ontology annotation, molecular function: protein-lysine N-methyltransferase activity. The record is from RefSeq and is a predicted model, not a curated record. NCBI's taxonomy places the organism in Eukaryota, Metazoa, Chordata, Testudines, Emydidae. Gene Ontology annotation, cellular component: cytosol; cytoplasm. Gene Ontology annotation, biological process: peptidyl-lysine methylation. Bases 164 to 988 code for a protein of 274 amino acids. The transcript is spliced from 6 exons.
UGCAUGUCUGUAUAAAAAUCUUUAGGGUGGUUUGGGAAGAUGCACAGGAAACUUCAAACUCACUCUGCUAAAGAAGGAAGAAGCAAAAUUUCAAACUCUCAGAAUUUCCCACGGGACUUUUUUUGACCAGCUCUACUACUGGGUGUGGGGAAUUUGCACCAAGAUGUCCAUUCCUGCUAUGAUCUCCACACAGCACCUGCCACACCCCAACGAAAUUCAAAGAGCAAUGGACUGCCCAAGCAAAGAGAAGGAGCUUAAUGAGCAGCAGUCUGAAUGUCAGGAUGGGUCGAAUUGCCCUGACUAUUGUCCAGCAACAGCAGAAUCCAAUUCAGAAUCACCAAGAAUUCUUAAAAUACUGCAGAAGUGGAUUCCUACAGUUUCUCCCUAUUUUGACAAGGAGCAUUAUUGUUAUGCAGAUCACCAGAUCACUAUUCAAGAAUCAUUAGACCACUUUGGAGCUAUAGUAUGGCCUGGUGCAUUGGCUUUAUCUCAGUACCUGGAAUCAAAUCAACAAGAGAUCAACCUAAAAGACAAAAAGGUACUUGAAAUUGGUGCUGGAACAGGACUGGUAUCCAUUGUGGCUAGUAUACUAGGAGCUUAUGUUACAGCUACUGAUUUGCCUGAAGUACUUGAAAAUCUCAAAUUGAAUAUUUCAAGAAAUACACAAAACAUGAAUAUUCACCAACCUGAAGUGAGGAAGCUGGUGUGGGGAGAAGACCUCAAUGAAGACUUCCCUAAAUCAACUCACCAUUAUGAUUUUAUUUUGGCAAGUGAUGUUGUCUACCACCAUACAUCUCUGGAUCCAUUGCUAACAACAAUGGUAUAUUUAUGUCAGCCAGGGACAGUAUUAUUAUGGGCAAAUAAAUUCAGAUUCAGCACAGAUUUUGAAUUUUUAGAGAAACUUGGCAAUAUAUUAAUCGUUACACUUCUAGCAGAAUUUCCAGAAUCAAAUAUCAAGCUGAUUAAAGCCACAGUAAAAGAGAAUUAAGAGAAAACAA